This is a messenger RNA of Trichophyton rubrum CBS 118892, 5189 nucleotides long. RefSeq lists its product as uncharacterized. Lineage: Eukaryota; Fungi; Ascomycota; Eurotiomycetes; Onygenales; Arthrodermataceae. Gene Ontology annotation, cellular component: nucleus; cytoplasm. Gene Ontology annotation, biological process: nuclear division. Gene Ontology annotation, molecular function: mRNA binding. The record is from RefSeq and is a predicted model, not a curated record. The transcript has 2 exons. Bases 324 to 3341 code for a protein of 1005 amino acids.
ACCGUCAAACCGUCAGGUCAAACCGCCAAAUCCUCGCCCGCCAACCGCCCUUCUCCCGUCCUGCAGAGGAGAAGCCUGCUGUCCUGUCUGAAUUGUCUCUUGUGAAUGCGUUGGUAGUGCUGCUCGACGAUGGAGUGAUCUUCUCGCCUGCUCAGCCCGUCUUUUCUCCUGCUCCCUGCUGCACACGACCUACUCGAUAACCACCCUGUAAGCGUUCCCUUCCCCAGCCAUUGAAGGCCAUUGAAAGCCAUUGAAGGCCAGAAACCACCGCUAACAGUCACUCCCAGAACGGUACGGAUACUACGAAGCUCGCUCGUCUCGCCAUGCUGUCUUCUCAGACUCAGAACACCGGCAUGAUCGUCAACGGUGCCCCCAAGUCUCGCGCAGAGGAGCUCAUGGCCCAACAUGCCCAGGAGGCUGCUCAGGGGCCCACGGUAGAGGAUGUCGUCGACGAAGAGGACAUCCUCCACCCGCCUCCCUCUGCCACCGCUGCUCCUGCUAAACCUGCUGCUGCUCCUGCUGCUGCUGCUGCCCUCGACGUCCAAUCUGAAGAGUCCUUCCCGGCUCUCGGCGGUCCCAAGGCCUCCUCUCGUCCCUCCGCCGUCCCUGUGGCUUGGGGAGGCAGCAAACCACAACCUUCUCCUGCUAAUACUGCUGCUAGCGCCACUUCUACUACUCUCACUCCAGCUUCUGCUCCUUCUCCUGCACCUGCACCGGCUCCGGCCUCGUCCACACCAAGACAGCUCACCAUUCCAGGCAAACAUGUGGACCAGUUCCGCUUCGAUUCAUCCCAGAUGCUGCCUCGCUCGGAGCUCAAAAAGCCUGUGUCUGAUAUCCUGAGAGAUAUCAGCAAAAAGUCCAAGGUCAGACUCGAGGUCAGGGAGGGUGCUGGUGGUGUCUACAUCUUCGAGGGCACAGGCAACGUUGAUGCCGUCAGGCAGGCCUUAAAGGAGGUUGCCCAGCAGGUUGGCAGCACGAAAUCCGUCAAGGUCCCGGUGCCGGCUUCGGCCAGACCACACAUCAUUGGCCGUCAAGGAGCCGUCAUCCAAGGCAUCCUCGACCGCACCGGAGCCCGCAUCGAUGUCCCCAAGCCAGACGAGUCCAAACCGCUUGACGACGAUGACGAGGACAACACAAUUGAAAUCACCAUUGAAGGUGACGCCCUCGCUGCAGAGAUGGCCCGCCGAGAGAUCGAGGCCCGUGUCAAGGAACGCACCUCCAACAUCAGCCUCCGUCUCAAGACCGUGGCCCCGGAACUCUUCCCCUUUAUUGCCGGUCCGCACAACCAGUCCAUCAACAGGCUGGAGGAGCUCACCAAGACCCAGAUCCGUGUGCCAAAAUACCACACCUGGGGCCACCGUCCCCCUCCACAGGAGCCCGCCUCGACCUCGGGACCGGUUCUCUACACUCCCGACCCAGACCAGCACAUCAUCAUCGUCGGUGAACGACAGGCAGCCCAGGAAGCCCGCGCCCAGAUCGAGCGCAGAGCCCAACUGCUACAGAACCGUAUCACCCUCCGUCAGCUCGCUAUCAACCGUGGACAGCACCAAUUCAUCGUCGGUGACAAGGGUGACUCCCUACACGACUUUUUGGCCUCCACCGGAUGUGCCAUCGUCCUGCCCCCGCCAUCAGACGAUACCGAGUUCCUCACCAUCACAGGCCCUGCAGAGAGCAUCGAGGCUGGUGUCAACCGCGCCAUGGACCUGGCUACCAGCAUGCAGAUGGCCAAUAUCGAUGUCUCGCGCCAGCACCCCAAUGCCCCCUGUGGACCGGAUGUCCAUGCCCGCGCUCUAACGGCCUAUCUCCAGCACCGACGGGUCAUUGAGCAUCUCGAAAAGACGCAUGAUUCCCACAUCGUCCUGCCUCUCGAAACGGCUAGCUCCUCCAACGCUCCAAUCACCUGGGAGGUCUACUCGCGGAACGGCAAAAAUACGAUUCUGGCCCGGUCCGAUAUCAUGAACCUGAUCCAGGCUCUGCCCCCGUCAAAGCUGGCCACCGUGCCCGUCGAUCCCUACCUGCACGGAUACCUCCGCUCGCGUGGCCUACCCCAGCUCAAAGAACAGUUUGGCGUGCACCUGGUCGUUCCAGAAACUGUCGGUCCACCAGCAUCCGAUAGGCCGGUCAACCUUGUUCUCGCCUACGAAGGCCCAGAAGAAGUCACCGCCCAGAGCCCCUGUCUCAAAUGCCGCCCUUCAAGCGAGGACGCCGCCGUUUUCCAGAAGGCCCUGCGUGAAGCGACGGAGUAUUUGCACAAGGUCCUAGGUGACCCCAAGGACGUCUCUUCCCAGUCUGUCCCCAUCCCGCCCAAAUACCAUGACAGACUGCGCCGUUUCGUCGCCCAGGACCAAGCCAGCUACGGCGAGACGCAUAUACCCGUCAGUCUCGCCUUUGCUGCCGACAACGCCAGCAACGCCUCCAUCCGUGGCCGUUCCGCUGACGUAGCUAACCUGGUAGCUAAGCUAGCCACCUUCGUAGCUGACCAGGAACGCGAUGACCGUGAACGCAACCAUGUAACUACAUUCGACUUCCCCCAGAAAUACGCAAACUUCCUCAUCGGCAAAAGAGGCGAAAACAUCAACAAGCUGCGUGAGGAAUUCGACGUAGAUAUCAAAGUCGAAAACGGCAAGGUAGACAUCAAGGGACCACCCGCUAAGGCCGCAGCUGCAAAGACUCGUAUUCUCGCCCUGGCAAAGAAACUCGAAGACGAAGCUACGUACGUCCUUAAGAUUGCACCGCAGUAUCAUCGUGACCUUAUCGGCCAGAAGGGAAGCCAGGUCAACCGUCUCCAGGAACGCUAUAAUGUUCGUGUUCAGUUCCCUCGUGCCAACAACAAUGUUCCAGAUGACGUUUCCAUAGCCGAUACAAGCGAAGCUGCUGGCCCUACCAAUGGCAACAGCAACGCUCGUUCCCGUGCCCCCCAAGCAGCCGAUGAAGUCAUUAUCCGCGGGCCCAAGAAGGGCGCCGACAGCACCCGUGAUGAAAUCCUCUCGCUCUAUCAAUGGCUCGUAGACCACUCCCAUUCAGCGGUUGUCUCGGUUGCUCGCGACCAGAUACCGUCUCUCAUUGGCCAGCGGGGACGAGAAAUGGAUAAAUUCCGUGCUGAAACGGGUGCACAGAUUGACAUUCCUGGACCCGAGACCGGAGAAGGCGAGGCCGGAGCUAGAGUUGAGAUUCGUCUCAAGGGGACGAAGAAGCAGGUUGAUGAUGCGAAGAAACUGCUUCUUGCUAGGGCUAGGGACUUUGAUGAGACCAUUACUCGUACCAUUGAGGUUGAUAAGAAGUAUCAUAAGGCUCUCAUUGGUGCUGGUGGUACGUACCCUUAUACCCUCCCCCUCUCUUGACUCGCAAACUAUGAUUGAAAUACUAUUUGCUAACAAAAAUUACUAAUGCUAGGUGCUCACAUACGUAAACUAAUUGUGGAAUGCGGCGGGCCAGACGACAGCACUGCAUCCCGCGUGGUCAAGUUCCCCCGAGCUGAUAGUGAUGAAACUACCAUCAAACUCGAAGGCAAGGAGGCAGUAGUCACCAGCCUGAUCAAUGCAAUUGAAGAGUUCGUCCGCCAGAAGGAGGACCAAGUGACCAUCUCCAUUGAAGUCCCUCAAUCCCAACAUCGUCAUCUCAUCGGCCGAGGAGGCGAAACCCGCCGCCAACUCGAAUCCCAAUUCAACGUGAUUCUGGACGUACCCAAACAGGGCUCGAACCGGACCGAUGUGAAGAUCAAGGGUCCCUCCGCCGCCGUUGAACAAGCUAAAACACACAUCGAAACCAUGCUCAGGGACCAGCAAGGUGAAACCGUUGAAGUCCCAACACACUUGCACCAUGUGAUAUCCGACAACGGCGCGUUUUUCCGCCAACUGCGGAACAACCAUCAGGUCACCGUUGACCAUGCAGGACACAGAGUGCCUGCCAAACCUUCGCCUGCAGCCGUUGAGUCGCGCUCAGACUCAACUUCUCUCCCACUCAUCACUGACGCAGACGACUCCACCCCCGACACAUUCUCCUGGAAAAUCGUCGAGCCAGUCAGUCUACCUUCUGACUCAGCUUCAACCACAAUCCCCUGGGUUCUCUCCGGUUCGCCCGAGAACGUAACCAAGGCUAAGGCGCUGCUUACCGCCGCUAUAGCCUCGGCCUCCCAGCCGUGCUGUACAGGGUACUUGAUCCUGCCCGACCCCAAGACCUACCGCUUCGUCGUGGGUACGGGCGGUUCUCAAAUCAACGCCAUCCGCUCCAAGACCGGAUGCAGGAUCAACGUCCCCAAGGGCCAGGCUGGCGGCGAAGCGAUUGAAGUCAAGGGCUCGAGAGACAACGUCGAGCUCGCGCGGGAGAUGAUUCUUGAUGCUGUCAAGGCCGGACUUGCGGGCCCGGGAUCGAGGAGAUAGAUAUUAGCGCUCUUUCGAACGUUGGGCUCCGUUUGGUUAAGCAUUUAUCUAAAGCAUUCAUGUGUUCAAUUCUUCUAUCUAUCUAUAUAUAUAUUGCCAAAGUUGAUUUGGAAUUUGACUCAUAGUCUAGCUGGUUGGGCAAAAGGAGUGAAGAACAACAGAUUGAUUGACUGAUAACGGAUAAAACAAGAGAUAGCACAAAAAAAAACAAGCAAAGAGCUAGAAAUUAUACCUAACUAUUCUAUUUCAUUUUUCAUUCAUCUUUAUCAUCUCCUUUCAAUCUCUGUAUAAUAAAAUAAUAUGGUAUGUGAUGUUGAUUGGUUGAAUGGGCAGGCACAAAUUGAAAUAUAUAUUCUUAGCCAAUAGAAAUGCCUAAUUAAUAGCUAAGACGUAAUCUAAUAGGAAGUAGUGAAUAUUUCUUUUUCUCUACAGCGAGCGGAGAGCGCAACCUGGCUUGUGUUCAAUAAUCGUCUCUACAGCAAGCCAGCAGCACGUGACCGUCAACCGAUCAAAAAUCCCAAAGAGGAAAAAAACGACUUCAACUUCGACUUUGAUCGAGUUUCAACGUGAUUAUCGAAAUAAUAACUUGCACAGAUGGCCAUGCGCGGGUGUAGAUGACGUACUUGGUGAGGUUUUGCCGUCAAUUACUGCUCGUUCCAUGGUUCUCUACACUAUAUCGCCACGCUAGUCACUAGCAGUUAACUAUAACUAACUACCUGCUGGCCGUUAGUUAGUUAUCCCGCACUGUCGCAACAGCAUCGCCGACUCGGCCCAGCGACGACACCAAAAGACACGACAGAGUGCGACAUC